UACGUCAGAUUUCGGGACAAAACAAAACCAAACAGAAAAACAGACGUCUGAGAGAAGACCGCUACAACACGGGGGCAAUUUAGACUGGGAAUAUCUCGACUGAGCUCUCCGGGAACUUUAAUGCGCUUCCCUGGUUCAGCGGUGCGCCAAAAGGCUGGGGAGCACCGCUGAAUCCGGCCACCUGAGCAACACGGAAUAACACCUUUGCACUGGUACAGUUUCGUGGAUUUCCCUUCGCUAAAUCCCCGGACCCCCCCCCCCCCCCCUCUGCUCGUAGUGGCCUCGCUAAGUGAGCGAUGACUGGGUUGGAAAUGUCAGCGCUACUAAGUGCUCGCCCGCACACUCCAUCAUCCCAUGGGCUGGGAAAUUAAGAAACCACCUGUCACCAAGGCUGUGUGGGACGUCCCGCGGAUAGGUGCCUGUACCCAAGUUAGUAAAACAAGACACUGGCAAGACGCGUUUAAAGUCCACGGAGACAUGUAAAUCCGGUAGGCUACGUUUUCUUCUUCUUCUUCUUCUUCUUCUUCUUCUUUUUACGCACGGAGAAGACAGCUGGUGUGUGGACCGGAGUCCUGAUUGGCGACAAUCUCAGAAGAAAGAAUCUCAUUGAGACUUUAAAUUCAUCUUAUUUGUUUACAAAGAACGAUGUUGCCAUGGUGUCCCGGGCUAAGAUGAGGAGAACGGGCCGCCACUUGCGCUCAGAAUGGCUCGGGAGGACGCGGUGAGGUGCCUGCGCUGCCUGCUGUACGCUCUCAAUUUACUCUUCUGGCUGAUGUCGGCAUGCGUGCUGGGAGUGGCGGCGUGGCUCAGGGACUACCUGAACACAGUACUGACCCUGACCGCCCACACCAGGUUAGAAGAAGCAGCGGUUCUUACAUAUUCCCCAGCUGUCCAUCCAGUCAUCAUUGCAGUGUGUUGUUUUCUAAUCAUCGUGGCCAUGGUGGGCUACUGCGGCACGCUGAAAUGCAAUCUGCUGCUGCUGUCCUGGUACUUUGGCAGCUUGUUGGUGAUCUUCUGUGUGGAGCUUGCCAGUGGCGUGUGGACCUAUGACGAGCCCUCAGUACAGAGAUCUGAUAUGAUCAGUCUGAAGUCCCGGAUGCCAAAUUAUGGUCUGCAGCGAUAUCAGUGGCUCACGCACACCUGGAAUACCUUCCAGACCGAGUUUAAAUGCUGCGGGGUGAUUUACUUCACGGAUUGGCUGGAAAUGACAGAGAUGGAGUGGCCGCCCGAUUCCUGCUGUUCCAAUCAAUAUCCAGGUUGUGCACGCCACGCCCACUACCGUGACCUCAGUGACCUUCACCAAGAGGGCUGCGGGCCGAAGAUCUACAGUUUCAUCCGUGGGACGAAACAGCUGCAGGUGUUGCGUUUCCUGGGCGUGUCUAUCGGCGUUGCUCAAAUCCUGGCCAUGGCGCUGACCCUCACCCUGCUCUGGGCCCUCUACUACGGCCGCAGAUCCCCGGGGCCCGCCGACCCGCCUCCGUCAGAGGACCCGGCCGAGCUCGCCGUAAUCCACGGACCCUUCGGGAGUGCCCCGAAACCGGGCUGCACCCACGCAGCCAAGGCCAGCGGUUAUUGCCCCACCGCCCCCACACCCAAUGGACACCAGAUUGAGAUGGAGCAGCUAUCCUAGCGCCGGACCAGGCCCGACUCACUAGCCUAAAUACAUCCGCACCCCAGGAGGACAGACACGUGAUGGGGGAAUGAAGGACAGGUGAAAAUGAAGACGUUACGACAGGUGAUGACAAAAUCAGAGAGACGGUACAAGCACCAAGGGUUUUAAAGCCGUCACCCCCCCCCCCAAUUGUAUCCUGCCAAAUACCCCACUCUUCCGGGUCGUCCCGGUCUCUGCUCGACCCCUUCUGCCGACCCGGGGAGGGCUGCAGACUACCACAUGCCUCCUCCCAUACAUGUGGAGUCGCCAGCCGCUUCUUUUCACCUGACAGUGAGGGGUUUCACCAGGGGGACGUAGCGCGUGGGAGGAUCACGCGGUUCCCCCCCAGUUCUCCCUCCCCCCUCAACAGGCGCCCCGACCGACCAGAGGAGGCGCUAGUGCAGCGACCAGGACACACACCCACAUCCGGCCUCCCACCCGCAGACACGGCCAAUUGUGUCUGUAGGGACGCCCGUCCAAGCCGGAGGUAACACGGGGAUUCGAGCUAGCGAUCCCCGUGCUGGUAGGCAACGGAAUAGACCGCUACACUACCCGGGCGCCCCAGCCAUCUUUUUUUUAAACCCUGAAAUAAAAGCCCCUAGGCUUUCAGGAUCAAAACAGCUGAUCUUAUUAUUUCGGUACUUUUUUGUUAGGGGUACUUAGAUGAAAACAGAAAUAAUCGAGUUUUGGUAUCGCGGGUAUUUGAGCACUGCACUCUUUAAUCUAGCGUAACGACACCUAUCCGAGAAGAGAGAACUCCAGAUAUCGACUACUGUGUCCCCUAAAUCCACACUAUCUAUCCUUCUGGACGGUCACCACUAUUAAAGAGACAUAGAAACGCCCUCGUGUCAACUCAAAAGUGUGCUAGUCAGUUUUCAGACCGUAAACCGGUUCUGGAUCACUGCACCAGCAGCAGCAGCAGCAGCAGCAGCAGCAGCAGCAGCAGCAGCAGCAGAAGAAAGGAAGGAAGGAAGGAGUCGUCGGUCACUUCUGCUGAGGCGUCUCUUACUAAAAUGACAUUGUGUAUCACUGGAUGUUAUACAGACUUCUUUUCUAGGAAACGAGCCAUUUUUAUCGGAGUGUACGUAUAUUGUGUAUUAGGAUGUGUGCAUGGUGUUGAAUAUUUAAUAAUAUUUUCU
Molecule: messenger RNA, 2790 nt
Organism: Lampris incognitus (smalleye Pacific opah)
Lineage: Eukaryota; Metazoa; Chordata; Actinopteri; Lampriformes; Lampridae
Gene: tspan12
Product: tetraspanin 12
Exons: 7
Coding region: 704-1630 (308 amino acids)
Cellular component (GO): membrane
Source: RefSeq, a predicted model, not a curated record